AUGAAGUCAUAUUUUUCCAGAGGUGUACGGAUUCUUUUUAAGAAAUAUUUACUAUUAACUAAUAGUAUCACCUCUGGUUUAUUUAUGACUAUUGGUGAUGUUGUGCAACAAGAAUUUGAGUAUCAAACCAAUGUAAUACAUACCAGAUAUGAUUGGGACAGGGCAGCAAGAAUGUUUGUCGUGGGUACUGCUAUGGGUCCAGUACAUCACUAUUAUUACCAUUAUUUAGACAAAUUACUGCCUGAAAUAAGCUUAAAAACUGUUGGGAAAAAGAUAUUGAGUGAUCAGUUGCUAGCAUCGCCUUCAACUAUUCUAUGCUUUUACUAUGGCAUGGGUUUUUUAGAAAGGAAAACUUUCAAGGAAUCCACUGAAGAAAUCAAACAAAAAAUUAAAUUAACUUACAUGGGGGAUUGUUUGUUCUGGCCUCCUGUACAGUUUAUUAAUUUUUACUACUUACCUUCACACUACAGGGUAUUUUAUAUAAACUUUGCAACAAUGAUAUAUAAUGUGUUUUUGUCGUAUAUGAAACAUUAUGAUCAGCACAAAUAA
This is a messenger RNA of Danaus chrysippus (African queen), 549 nucleotides long. The record is from the annotation of a GenBank genome assembly. Lineage: Eukaryota; Metazoa; Arthropoda; Insecta; Lepidoptera; Nymphalidae.